Molecule: messenger RNA, 1426 nt
Organism: Myripristis murdjan (pinecone soldierfish)
Lineage: Eukaryota; Metazoa; Chordata; Actinopteri; Holocentriformes; Holocentridae
Product: actin, alpha cardiac muscle 1-like
Exons: 7
Coding region: 51-1184 (377 amino acids)
Source: RefSeq, a predicted model, not a curated record
ACCACAACAGGAACAGGCUCUUGGCGCUGAUCUGAGGCCCAGCUGACAUCAUGUGUGACGACGACGAGACCACCGCUCUUGUGUGCGACAACGGCUCCGGCCUGGUGAAGGCUGGCUUCGCCGGAGAUGACGCUCCCCGCGCCGUGUUCCCCUCCAUCGUGGGCCGCCCCCGCCACCAGGGCGUCAUGGUGGGUAUGGGUCAGAAGGACUCCUACGUGGGAGACGAGGCCCAGAGCAAGAGGGGCAUCCUGACCCUGAAGUACCCCAUCGAGCACGGCAUCAUCACCAACUGGGACGACAUGGAGAAGAUCUGGCACCACACCUUCUACAACGAGCUGCGCGUGGCCCCCGAGGAGCACCCCACCCUGCUGACCGAGGCCCCCCUCAACCCCAAGGCCAACAGGGAGAAGAUGACCCAGAUCAUGUUCGAGACCUUCAACGUCCCCGCCAUGUACGUGGCCAUCCAGGCCGUGCUGUCCCUCUACGCCUCCGGUCGUACCACAGGUAUUGUGCUGGACUCCGGUGACGGUGUGACCCACAAUGUGCCCAUCUAUGAAGGCUACGCUCUGCCCCACGCCAUCAUGCGUUUGGAUCUGGCCGGCCGUGACCUCACCGACUACCUGAUGAAGAUCCUGACUGAACGCGGUUACUCCUUUGUGACAACCGCUGAACGUGAGAUUGUGCGCGACAUCAAGGAGAAGCUGUGCUACGUGGCUCUGGACUUCGAGAACGAGAUGGCCACCGCCGCCUCCUCCUCCUCCCUGGAGAAGAGCUAUGAGCUGCCCGACGGUCAGGUCAUCACCAUCGGCAACGAGCGUUUCCGCUGCCCCGAGACCCUGUUCCAGCCUUCCUUCAUUGGCAUGGAGUCUGCCGGUAUCCAUGAAACCACCUACAACAGCAUCAUGAAGUGCGACAUCGACAUCCGUAAGGACCUGUACGCCAACAACGUCCUGUCCGGAGGCACCACCAUGUACCCGGGUAUUGCCGACCGCAUGCAGAAAGAGAUCACCGCCCUGGCCCCCAGCACCAUGAAGAUCAAGAUCAUCGCUCCCCCUGAGCGUAAGUACUCCGUCUGGAUCGGCGGCUCCAUCCUGGCCUCUCUGUCCACCUUCCAGCAGAUGUGGAUCAGCAAGCAGGAGUACGACGAGGCCGGCCCCUCCAUCGUCCACAGGAAGUGCUUCUAAGCAGCCACGCCCCCUUGCCACCCCACCUCGAUGCAGCGGCAAACACAAAAAAAAUCACUCUUUACAUUACCUCCGCCUGUGGACACAGAUAUGAAGACAGACAGACAUCCAGGCAGCCUUCCCUUUACGUUUGCCUAUGUACAGUUUUGUUUACAUGCAAGUGAAAUUUAUAUGUGGUUAUUUUCUGGAUUGUGAAUUGUAUUUAUAUGUGGAUAUUUAUUUGGUUUGUAGAAUAAACAAGA